Messenger RNA from Parus major (Great Tit), 4914 nucleotides. It is a transcript of the gene USP18, whose product is annotated as ubiquitin specific peptidase 18. Gene Ontology annotation, biological process: protein deubiquitination. NCBI's taxonomy places the organism in Eukaryota, Metazoa, Chordata, Aves, Passeriformes, Paridae. The coding region runs from base 2074 to 3210 and encodes 378 amino acids. Gene Ontology annotation, molecular function: cysteine-type endopeptidase activity; cysteine-type deubiquitinase activity. The record is from RefSeq and is a predicted model, not a curated record. The transcript has 10 exons. Gene Ontology annotation, cellular component: nucleus; cytosol.
AGGGAAGGGACAAUUUGGGGUUUAUCAUGAGAAGCUGGUGUCUUGGGAGGGCAGGUGGAGGCUGGAGCAGGCCGGGGAGAAAGGUCCCUGUGCAGGGAAAAAGAGGCCAAGCACAAGUCUUAGGAGGGCUGUAUUUCUGAUAGUGAAACCAGGCGGUUCCAAGGGUUGGCAAGUUCUGGUUGUGUCCCUGCUCCCACAGCGGGAUUCCUGAUAGUGGUGACUGGGAGAAAAUUCCAUGGAACCAGAGACACAAAUCGCCCUGCAUCGCCCUGCAUCGCCCUGCACCUUCCUGCCCCAAGAUCUUUCUACCUUUUCCUCAAGUCACACAAAGCCAUCCAGCCCUGUUGCUUGCUCUUUAAUCCCACUCUUAGUCCUCCCUUUCCUGACAAAACCUGUGCCCUACAGAUUUGCUUUGUCCCCUCCAGCUGUUGUUUAGCUGCCCCUCUCUUUUCUGUCUCCUUUGACAUCCCCACUGUCUGUGAGCAUCCUUUCCCUUCUGUGAUUCUACACCAGCUAAACCCACCAGCCUGAGACAGGCUCCCACUCCAGCUCAGCUCCCAGAAACCUGAAUUCACCCUUAAAUCAUCCCCAGGAAAACAGGCAGUCUGUGUCCAGGCUCCCUUUUGGCAAGGGAGAAAUCAGAUUAAAUUUAUAUUUUCUUUUUCUAAUCACCAGGUUUGGGUAUUAAAAAGUAACAUUCUUGAAUAUGUCUUUCAGAGUUCAUUUUUUUUCCCCCCCAAAAAAAAAUCUUCUCAGCAAAUCAUUAAUAUUUGGUGGAUCUUAGUGUGUGACACUUAGAGAUCAAAAGUAAGCAAUCAAAAGUACAGUUGGAAAUAAGUAUAUCUUAGUUUAAAGGUAAUAAUCAGGAAAAAAAUCUAUUUCUAGCUUCUCUGCAUGAAUCUUCACCAACUUUGAUAUUUGACACUAUUAGGCAUAGUUAACCCAAAAACACGCUUUUAAAACAGAGAUUUUCUUUUCUCUGUAUGAAAGGCAGAACCAGGAUUUUGCUUUUUCCUCUUUCUUAGUAGCUUUUCUUAAUUCUUUCAGUGCUUGGCCUUAGGUUGAUUUUAUGUGCUGUUUAAUAUUUGUAGAAUAAUCAUUUCCAAGCAUUUUUUGGGGUCGCCACAUCCCCCUUUUUCCAUGAAUAUUUGGGGUUUUUCUGAUUCUGUCUCCAUGUUGGCGGUGGACUUCUAGAAAGUUUCAUUUUUGCCUAGUUGCAUUUGCACUUUUAUCAGAUUAUUUUGUUUGUGUGUUUUUAUUUUGCUUUAGUAGCUGAGUCACAGGAGACCUUGUCAGAGUAAUGGGCUGUUGAAUACUCCUUUAAAAAUCAAGGCAUUACAAUUGUUCUCUUGCAUGAACAGUUACUUUGCCUGUGAUCACUUGAAGGAACAGAAAAAGAAACUGAUAUGUUGGCGCUUAAAUGUCUUUCAAAAUUACAGUCCAAAGUGCCCCAGUGGUGCUGUGACUCAGGAGCUUAAAACCAACGCAGGGAGCCCAGUACAGAAACCAGACUGGCUUAUCUGGUCAGAAGAGAAGGUGAAAAUUGACCUUUUCAAUACUUAGGCUACUUUUUUUUGAUAGAAUAUUUUGCUAAAAAAUGGAGUUUUGCAGUGUCUGCUUUUAGGCAAUUUUAAUCAUCUUAUUUACCAAACCUUUCUGAACAGGGAUUUGUGGAGUUCCUUGGCUAGAUGGAGCUGUCUCUGUGGAACUGAAGGCUCAUUUAUUUAUUUAGCCACAAGAGGAAGACAGGAUGAGCAAUUGUCACCAAACUCUGUUUCUGUUCCCUUAGCAAUAGCCUGCACACCUCAACACCCAUGUUAAUUCAAAUAUCCCACAUGCUGUUGCAGGAAUCUUACUGAUUUUAUUGAUGUUCCAGGCUGGGUUGGAUGGGGCCCUGAGCAACCUGAUCUAGUGGGUGACAUCCCUGUCUGUGGCUGGGGGUUGAAAUUAGAUGACCUUUAAGGUUCUCUUCCAACCCAAACCAUUCAAUGAUUUAUUUUUUUUUUUUUAAUUUCACCUUUUUCAUAAUGAAAAUGUCUCUGAAGUCCUUUUGUUCCUUGAUCAAUAUUGUUGAUGGGACAAAGAAGUGGACGUCAAGAAAGAAGCAGGAAACCAGAGGUGGCACUAAGCGAGACCAUGGAGGCAGAAAUUGAAAUACAAAACAAUAGAGAGGAAACCGAAGAGCUGAAGGCCAAAAACCAGAAGCUGACAUCAGUCUUUGGUGUGGCAGACUUAAAAAAUGAAGCUGUUGGACUGUACAACCUUGGGCAGAGCUGCUGUCUGAACUCUCUGCUCCAGGUGUUCCUCAUGAAUAUACGCUUCACAAGGAUACUCCGAAGGAUCACAGUGCCACCAUCUCCUGCGCAGAGGAGAAGCAAUGUCCCGUACCAGAUGCUCCUGCUGUUGGAGAAGAUGCAGUAUGGCAAGUGCAAAGCUGUUGGUCCCAGAGAGCUGGCUUGCUGCCUCUCAGAGCACAGAGUGAAAUUGUUUGUGCAGCAUGAUGCUGCUCAGCUCUUUCUGACUCUCUGGAACUUGUUAAAGAAGCAGAUGAAAAAGCCAGAGCUGGUAGAGGAGCUGAGUGAUUUGUACACCAUCUGCAUACAGGAGCAUCUGGCCUGUCAGAAAUGCUCUUUUGAAAUAAAGAGCAACAGCACCAUGUUAACCCUUCCACUCCCAGUGCUGGAUGCCAAUUCUCACAGGCUGAAGACUCUGGAGGAUUGUCUGCAAUACUUCUUCCAUCCAGAGGAGCUGACUGGGCUAAACAUGUGUUUCUGUCAACAGUGUGGGAGGAAAACAACUUUUCUGCAGAGCAUGAAGCUCGUCCAUCUGCCACGGACUCUGACCUUGCACCUAAAACGCUUCUGCUUUGAAAGAUCCUCUCGCACGCACAAGCUGAGUCACUCCCUGCCAUUCCCACAAGAACUUGAUUUCAGGGAAGUCUUGAAAGAAAAUCAGUGUCAAGCAGAUGACAGUGAAAUGGCUACCUGGAAGUAUGAGCUUUUUGCUGUGGUUGCUCAUUCAGGAUCAACCAGCUGUGGACAUUACUGUGCCUACAUUCGGAGCCUCACCGAGGGUAAAUGGUAUUGCUUCAACGAUUCUGAGGUUUGCCAGGUAUCGUGGGAUGAUGUUAAAUGCACCUAUGGACAUUCCAACCUCCACUGGAGAGAAACAGCCUAUCUCUUGUUUUAUAUGAAAAAGCACCCUUGGUAGGCCCGUCCUGGAGUAUCAGAAUGUCUCAGAGCUGUGCAUUGUCCAUGGAGCUCAGCACUUCUAUGCCAGUGCAGACAUGCACAAAUGUUUCACAAGAAAGACAUUCUGCACUCAGCAGCCUUGGUCUUCACAUUUAUUUAUGAAAAAAGUGCAGCAGACACUCAGCUAGGGAAUGGAUCCAGGAAGAGUUGCAACUACAGACCUUUUCCUUUGUGUGUUUUAUGUGUUUAUGUGGCUCUACAUGUUCAUUUCCUCUUUAAAAGAUGGUGAAGUUGGUCCUUGUCUUUGCUGCUUUGCUGUUUUCCUUGAUGCUGACCCCUGGAUUCCAGCCCAGGGGAAGUGUUUGGCCUCAAAGCCUGUGUGAUGUGUGUGGUAAAACUGGAGAGCUGUGGGAGCCAGACAGAGCCAGUAAGAGCUUGACAUUUACUUUGUCCUUUUAGCACCACGUUAAAUGCUGGCAAGCAGGGCAGGAGACCCCAAAAAUCACCCCAGAAACAGCUGGGGGAAGGCUCAGAACCCUUAUGACACACACAUCAGUGGCACACACUCCUUAAAACCUACCUGAAAAUGAAUCACUGCAGGGCCUGAGAUGUGUCAAGAGGUGUUUUAAAUCACCUAAUCACCCGUGUUUUAAUCACAAUAAGUUGGAUUUAUUGGAGCAAUUCUGAUUUACAAGAUGAGUUUGUGUAACUUUGUGCAGGUGAUUAUUAUCUCAACAGGCUUAUCAGGCUUUUAGAUGCAUUUUCUUUCCUGUAGAGGAAAAUAUUCAGAGCAGCAGAGAUUCUGAGGUUGGUUAGUGAUUUUGCACUACACAGGCCAUACACAGUGAUAAGGAAAGUGGGAUGCCUUGAUGUGCUGGAGCUUUUGGGAUUUUUGGUUUUGUGUGGCUUUUAAAGCACUCUUGACAUUAACUCUUGCUGAUCCUCUUGGAUAGAGGAUCCCAGCAGUUUGAGAUCUGGAAGAACCUUCAACCUAAUGCAAUCUAUGACUGUAUCUUUACAAAGGUGCUGGUUUUGUGGGACUGAGCAAUUAUGAAAAUUAUAUUAAAAUUAUAGAAAUUAUGUAAGACUAUAAAACUAAUGAAGAUAUCUACCAUCUAUGUAUAAACUAAUUUAAUUUUGGUAAUGAUGAUGACUCAUGUCCAUUUCCUGAAUGUAAACUGAGAAAUCUUAAGAGCCUAGCUGUGAAAUUACUCUUUCAUGGUGUAGCAGGCUUUUAUUUCACUGUGUUAGCAAUGUCCAUUAGUCUGUUCAGCUCUGUGUUUGUAUUAUUUAUUCUGUGGUAAAAAAAAUCCCAGUGUAUUAUUUGCCAUCAGGAUGAGGAAUUUUCAGCCUGUUCACCUUCAGGAAUGCAUUGCACUCUUUUUAAAGCAUCUUGCAACAGGUGAGUAAGAAAAACAAGUUUCUGUUUGUUUUUCCAACACUUUGCCUCUGUGAAGGAGCUGAAAAAAGCUGCAUUCCCAGGAACUGAGAAGUUAAUGGAGCAAGAGACUGACCUCUUUAAUUACCUGUAACUUGAAAUUUAAAACCUUAUGCUUAUGAAAAAUGCCUUAAAUGUGUCACAACCUUCCAGGGCUGUCACCCAUCAAGGAAAAAAUUGCAGAGAUAUAUUUAAGAAUGUGGAAAAAACCCCAUUUAAUUUCAAUGAAAAAUAAUCAGUGGUUUUUUGAAUAAAAUAGUAUGGGAUAAAUUCCUUAGAAAAUCA